AUGCAACAUAAUCCCAAUGGUCUGCAAAAUGGAUUACCACACAAUGGGUUAUCUAAUGGAUUACCAAAUGGUCUAUCUAAUGGAUAUGCCAAUGGAUUAGCAAAUGGAUUACAGCAACAUAAUCUAAACACAGUUCAGCAAAAUCAUAAUCCAAUGCAACAUAAUGGUAUGAUGAAUGGUGUUCAAGGUACAAUCAGAGUAGUUCAACAACCUGUGACUGUUAUCCCUAAUGUUCAAAUGACUGCCCAAAUGACUACUAUACCCACUGGAGUUAAUGUUCAAAUGACUGCAAUUCCGUCCACUGUUCCAGUUCCUGUUCAGAUGGCUCCAAUGGCACCCGUAAUGCCAUUAAUUAAUAUGGCCAAUCAAAUUUCACUUCCACCUGCACCCGGGGCACCUCAUUGUGAUUAUUAUGAGUGUGUGAUCUUUAAUACUUGA
Molecule: messenger RNA, 438 nt
Organism: Ambispora leptoticha
Lineage: Eukaryota; Fungi; Glomeromycota; Glomeromycetes; Archaeosporales; Ambisporaceae
Source: the annotation of a GenBank genome assembly